This is a messenger RNA of Harmonia axyridis, 986 nucleotides long. RefSeq lists its product as uncharacterized. NCBI's taxonomy places the organism in Eukaryota, Metazoa, Arthropoda, Insecta, Coleoptera, Coccinellidae. The transcript is spliced from 2 exons. Gene Ontology annotation, molecular function: nucleic acid binding; RNA-DNA hybrid ribonuclease activity. Bases 1 to 915 code for a protein of 304 amino acids. The record is from RefSeq and is a predicted model, not a curated record.
AUGGAUAGGUUCAGCAAAAGAAAUAUAAACCAUGAAGCAAUAAGGCAGUCAUUCAGUUUCCAACGGUCCGAUUGUGGUUCCACCCAGUUUAUUUACACAGAUGGGUCAAAAACUGCAGAUGGCGUUGGAAGUGCAUUUUAUACAAACAACGAGAGUCAUUCCUGGACACUUCAUCCAAUGUCCUCUGUCUACUUCGCUGAGCAAUAUGCGAUAUGGCAGGCCCUGUUAUAUUGUGCUGUUGGAAAGAGUUCAACUCGGAUUAUGAUUGUAACCGAUUCACGGAGCACACUGCAGUCACUUGCCCCAAUAUACGCUAAGGAUCCUAUAACUAGAAAUAUUAAAUGUCUUCUCCUUUACCUGCAGGAGCAGGAAGUUGACGUGACCGUUGUUUGGGCACCAAGCCACGUGGGAAUAGAAGGAAAUGAAUGUGCGGACCAGGCUGCAUAUCAAGCAGCCCACAAUUCUAGCCAAGACCUGUGUCUACUGAAAAGAGCUGAUGCAUUGAGAUUCGUAAAUCAGAAGCUUGCCGAAGAAUGGCAAGAAAUGUGGUCGAACAAAAAUACCAAACUAAAAAUAAUUCAUCCAUGCAUCAAUGCCUCUGUACCUACACAUGAGUUCCAGAUGACAAGAGAAGAAAGAACGAAAGUAACCCGACUCAGAAUAGGCCAUACCUUACAUACACAUGGAUACCUUCUAAAGCCCGCCACUCACGAAGCAGGUGAGCAACAACCAAUCUGCGUACAUUGCAGGGAACCACUGACAGUGACUCACAUAAUCUGUGAAUGCUCUGCAUAUAGAACUGCCAGAAUUAACUGUAAUAUCGGACCUGAACUAAAGGAUAACCUUUGUGGAUUUCAUGAUAUUAAAAACACAAUUAGGUUUCUGAAAGAGAUAAACGUAUACAAACUUAUCUAAAAGCUGCGUAGAUAGAUACUUUUCUCAUUCACCUUAUAUGAAACCUAUUGAGCCAUUAUAACGCGGGUAUA